UAACGACUAAGCACACGUGGUACCCGUAGAUAAUCACCACUCUGGCGCAUCGUGUAGGAUGGCAUCCCAGGCAACAUUAUGCGAGCCCCAUUCUCGCUGCGCGAGUGCUGAUCGAUUUGUGUCUCGAAAACAAGAGGACCGACAUUCAGCCAUUCGAGGUUCGAAUAAUAGACAAAGACCUCUCGGUUCCUGCAAAUGUUCAGCACACUGUGCGGUCGGUCACUGGAGACUCACUCGAGUGGCCACGGCUCG
Mycena citricolor is the source of this 252-nucleotide messenger RNA. The record is from the annotation of a GenBank genome assembly. Lineage: Eukaryota; Fungi; Basidiomycota; Agaricomycetes; Agaricales; Mycenaceae.